Messenger RNA from Schistosoma rodhaini, 1384 nucleotides. The record is from the annotation of a GenBank genome assembly. NCBI's taxonomy places the organism in Eukaryota, Metazoa, Platyhelminthes, Trematoda, Strigeidida, Schistosomatidae.
CUCCUGAAAGUUUCAUCAUGAGAAGCAUAUACCACUAAUUGGCAUUCUCCAUCGAACUCUGUCCUUUCAAGUUGCUUCCAGUUUCUAUUCAUUCUUGUGAUGUCUGCUUCCGAUUCUCGACGCAAUGUGUUCUUCGGCCUUCUGCUUUCCCGUUUCCUUUCAGGAUUCCAAGUGAGCACUUGCCUUGAAGUUUGUAUCGAAGAUUGGAACUUUGAUAUUGGUUAACAGUUGUUUUGAGUCCCAUCUCUUCUUCAACUAUAGGAAUGUGGCCCUUAAUUUUCUAAUUCUUGCCAUUACAUCUGCAUCUAACCCUUUUUGUUCAUCAAUGAUACUGUCUAGAUUCUCUCACUGCUCUCCACCAGCGCAGCUUACAAGGUACCUUCAGGCUAGACACAAACCUAGCAAACACUGAAGGUUUCAGGUCACAUGACUCAAGGCACUUCAGAUAACUCCUGCGGAUAUACUGAUCAUAUGCAAAUUAUAUCCAAGGCUGUUCGAGAAUGGGAUUCCGCAUUUAUUUCAUUCACAAAGUCUUGCAAACACCUGUGUGAAAGUCGUAAGGAAAAUAAUCUGCUAGUUGAUGUCCAACCGUGUUUUUCAUUACCAAUUCUAAACGAACUCAUUGAAACACGCUUAAGUAUUUCCAUGAAAUUAGCUGUUGGCAAAUAUCAAGAAAAAUCAUUCGAUGCCAGAGAUAAAUUUGAUCAUUCAACGGAUCAUCUAUUUUCUGCUCUAAAUUCAUUUGCCGAGACCGUUACAAACCACUACGUCCUAAACAGUCGCCUUCCUAAAAUUGUCUUAAUUCAAAAUAUCCUGAAUUUAAUAAAUUCCUUCAAGAGUAUGUUGGCUGACGAGUGUGAUGCAAUCAAGUUAUUUCACUUUAAGCAAAUUUUUAAUGGUUCAUUUAACACUAACGACAAGUGGACCGAUUACUUUCUGUUUAAUAAUUCUCUGAGUAAACGUACUUGGUGUAAUGAUUUUAUUGUACAGUUAAAUACCUUACUAGAUUUUUUGAUAUAAGGCUUUCGAUCUGACUAGAGUUUUUUAUUUGGAUGCAGAUGUUAGUGGUGGUAAAGCUCCUGCACAAAAAUACUUUUUACAAUUUUUCUGUAGUAAAUAGCUAUGGAAUAAAUAAAAAUAGUCGAUGUGUUUUUUUAAUUUGCCUGUUUAACUGAUUGGGAAAAAAGAAAACUGAUAGGAUAGUCUGGUACUUACAUUAGAAAGGCUGAGUGAAAGUCUAAUAUAUGACGAUAAUGUAUAGAAUCUGUGGCUUGAAACAAAUUCAGUUAAUAUCUCACAUUGAUUGGCCUGUAUUUUCUCUCAUAAAGACCAAGUUGAUGAUUUGUUGAAAAACGCUAAUCCCUCCAACUUGAAAUUAACUGGC